GUCCCUUAGCGUUUUUAGUUAAAAGUUAGGGGACCCUACGCUUAAGGGCCUCAACAUAAAGCCCACCGAUAAUGAUGCCCUUAGACCACCUCCAUUGGUGGGUUUAACAAGGGCUCUUAAAAAAACCAAAAAAAUAAAAAUAAAAAUGAAUAAAAAGCAGAGAAGCGGUGUUAAACAGAGGUCUUUUAGAAUUGUUAAAAACCCCUACGUGGCGUUUUCGUAUUGGCUACUCAUAAAAGACAAAAGGUCCGUCUCUCUCUUCAUCGUCCUCCAAAUCCUUCGAUGAAAUCAUCGUUGCCGGAAAAGUAUCCUUGAAGUAUCCACGAAGUUGCCCAAUUUAAUCUUCCUUAUAAAUUGAUCAAACCCAACAACUCUACUUUCGAGAGACAACGAGUUCUUCAUGAACAUCUCCGUCCUUCUUCUUCACACAGUUUCGAAGGCUCUCUCUCUCUGCUUCUGCGUGCUUGGCUUGGGACAGUGCUGCGUACCAGAGGACCUCUCUCUAUGGAGAUGAUGUUGUCAUUGUCGCGGCACAUAGGACUGCACUUUGCAAGUCCAAACGUGGCAACUUCAAGGAUACUUUUCCUGAUGAUCACUUUGCAAGUCCAAAUGGUGGCACCGUCAUCAGACCAAGAGAGUGAAAGACAUUUUUUGUCCACAUGUUUGGAGAUCGACGAUGGGAUUUUGUAGCGAAAGUGUCAGGUUUGAAUAGAACAGGGAAGAGUUGCAGGUUAAGGUGGGUUAACUACUUACAUCCUGGUCUCAAACGUGGUAAGAUGACGAACCGAUAAUGAGAUAAAGAAUUAUUGGAGGACUCAUAUGAGGAAGAAGGCACAUGAAAAGAAGAAGAGACCUAUGUCUUCAGCUUCCUCGUCUUCAGACUGCUGCUCAUCAUCUAUGACCACUGCAGCUACUCAAAAACGAACUGAUAAAGCGUCGUUACUAGCGGAAGUGAUUCAACACGUGAAAGAGUUGAAGAGAGAGACUUCAGUGGUCUCGGAGACAAACUUGGUUCCAACGGAGAGCAAAGAGUUGACUGUAGCUUUCACGGAGAAGGAAGACAUCGGAGAUGGCAGAUUCGUAAUUAAAGCAUCGGUUUGUUGCAAAGAUAGGUCGGAUCUAUUGCCGGACAUGAUCAAAACGUUGAAAGCAAUGCGUCUCAAAACGCUCAAGGCGGAGAUAACAACCGUCGGGGGACGAGUCAAGAACGUGUUGUUUGUCACCGGAAAAGAGUGUUCCGGCGAGGAGGAGAUGGAAGAGUAUUGUAUAGAGACGAUAGAGGAAGUUUUGAAGGCAGUGAUGGAGAGGAGUAACGUUGAGGAAGCAUCUUCUUCUGGGAAUGCUAAGAGACAGAGAAUGAGUAGUCAGAAUACUAUCACCAUCCGUUGAACAACAACAACAUCACAUGUGAUCACCUUUUAAUCGAGUAUUUUCGUUUGGCGUAUCUACGUGUAUGUUCUAUGGAAAUGAAUGUUGUACGUCACGUUUUACCUAGUUAUGUGUUUGUGUACGUGUGUAUGUAUAACGGAAAUAUUUGUAUCCGUUGGCGCUCGGUUUGGUACUUUGUUCUUCUUGUUUCGUUGACUUGGUUAUAUGAUUUUUUUCUCUUCUA
Messenger RNA from Brassica napus (rape), 1612 nucleotides. Its product is annotated as transcription factor bHLH30-like. The record is from RefSeq and is a predicted model, not a curated record. Gene Ontology annotation, biological process: regulation of DNA-templated transcription. Gene Ontology annotation, molecular function: DNA-binding transcription factor activity. Lineage: Eukaryota; Viridiplantae; Streptophyta; Magnoliopsida; Brassicales; Brassicaceae. The transcript is spliced from 5 exons. Bases 820 to 1389 code for a protein of 189 amino acids.